Sycon ciliatum is the source of this 2653-nucleotide messenger RNA. RefSeq names its product testin-like. The coding region runs from base 353 to 2197 and encodes 614 amino acids. Gene Ontology annotation, molecular function: zinc ion binding. The record is from RefSeq and is a predicted model, not a curated record. The transcript has 6 exons. Lineage: Eukaryota; Metazoa; Porifera; Calcarea; Leucosolenida; Sycettidae.
GUGAGAUACUAGUACGGACGUACCGUUCAGGGCCAACGACUACCUCUGUACUGCAGAAUGACGACGGACGAGACUGAACUAAGCCUGCAUGCUGUUUAUCAUGGUUUGCUGACAUGUCGAACCGAAUCGGGCCAGUCCACUAGUGACUUGCAUGGUCGGCCAUGUUACAGUUAUCGGACGGGACACAGAUCUGAGAAGACAGGGCGCGUGGAGUGCGCUUGAACCUCAAAUCAAAGCUGGCGUAAGCCGUUACUAACUAAGGCGUUAGGUGCACAACAUCACAUCGCUCAGCUGCGAACAGGUGGAAAGAGGUACCCGACGAGCGACAUCAGUGGGAGGAGGAACAGCAGCCAUGAGUGGGGGCAAGGCAGUAUCGCGCGGAGUUUCGCGCGAUCGAAUGCUUACAACUCGCACCCUUGGCUCAGUGCGACGUCGUCAAACGAAGCAGGGCAAUGUUCUGCUGCAAGAUGUUGACGCAGGCAAGCCAUGCCUGGCGUGCAAGAACUGCAAGGAGGGAUUUGCAUUGCAUGUGUGGCGCAAAAGCUGUAGGAACUGCUACUGCAAGAGAGAGGACCAUGAUAUCGGCAUCGUGGUGGACGAUCCGACGGACAUUCCCAACAUGCACCUCAAGCACAUGCAAUCCGGUUCUGCGGACGCGCCGCCGGAGGUGAAGCGUACCGGGCGUAAGUGGAGGCCGCCCAGCAAGAGCCAGGUACCACUCGGCUCGGUCUCUGAAGAGCCAGAGGAAGAAGAGGAAGGUCUGGAUGACGCGUUCGCCGGGACCAGCCUGAAAAACGAUAUUGUGGAGGAGAAUGACUCGCCAUAUGCAUGGAUUCCAGAUGGGCUUACAAAGAGGCAGGUUGAGAAGUUCAUGGACAUGGUACCUGUCGACGCUCGGCCUGAGAACACGCUGGAGGGACAGCAGAAACGAGCACGUCGCCGCUUGCAUCAGCUUCCUCCUCAUGACUCCGACAAGGAUGCGUGCAGUGGUGUGGACAAUGAGGCGGCCGAAGUCAUGCAGAACUUUGUGGCGAAUCGCGACACCAAGGAUUUGGGCAAGGGAAGCGUGGCCGAGCAGGAGGAGAUAAAGAGCUGCGCUGACUGCAGCCAAACGAUUGCCAUAGGGGACAUGUCAGUGACCAGUGGCCGUCUUCCCGGACAACAUUUCCACCCGCAGUGCUUUGUGUGCACCGAGUGCAAGCAGUUUCUGGUCGACCUCGUUCACUUUGUUCACGAGGGCAAGUUGUACUGUGGGCGCCAUCACGCUGAGAUGAUAUUUCCCCGCUGUGGUGGAUGCGAUGAGCUCAUCUUCAAAGGUACCUAUACCGUAGCUCAAGGCAAGAGGUGGCAUCCGGAUCACUUCUGUUGCAUGGGAUGUGACAAUCCGCUGGCGGCCGAGAAGUCCGAAGAAUUUGUGCAGACCAAGGGCAAUGUGGUGUGCGUGCCGUGCUUUGAAAGCAAGUUUGCCAAGCACUGCUUGAUGUGCGAAGCUAAAAUCGGGGCUGGCGAAGAGCAGCUGAGCAGUGGAGAGUACCAGUGGCAUACCAAAUGCUUUACGUGCAAUGACUGCAAGGCCGUACUCGAUCCCAGUCAGUUCCUGCUUCGCGAAAAGAAGCUCUUCUGCCAGAAGUGCUACUCUGGCAAGUUCUCGUACAGCUGCGCCAAGUGCAAGGAUCCCAUCGAUGGCACCCAGCGCUCUCUGGGAGUCGGGGACAAGAAGUGGCACUCGUCCUGCUUUGUGUGCAGUGGCUGUCAGUCGGAGCUCGCCGGCAAGCCGUUCGUCGACCACAGCUCUGGUCUCUUCUGUGUGCCUUGUUACGAGAAGUCGCACGCCACCCGCUGCAAAGCAUGCAGCAAGGUGAUAGGCGAGGCGGGUGGACUACGCUACAAGGAGGAUGUGUACCAUGAGAAGUGCUUCGUUUGCUCCUACUGUCAGGUUCCGUUGGCCGGGAAGAAGUUUGUGCGCAAAGAUGAUAAGUUCUGUUGUGAGAAAUGUUUCGGUGAGAAGCUUGCGCCGAAGUGUUUCGCCUGUCGGAAAGUCAUUGUCAAGAAUAGUGAUGGCGAUGACUCGUUCAUUGCCCACCAAUCCAACAGCUGGCACAUUCCCUGCUUUGUCUGCUCCAACUGUGGAAAGAAGCUGGAUGGAGAACGCUUCAACUUCAAGGACAAUGCACUCACUUGUGGACUUUGCCUCUAAUCUAAUCACGGUCUCUCUCUCUCUCUCUCUCUCUCUCUCGUUCUCUCUUGUGCCAUACAAAAAUCACAUAGCCAUUUUUAUGUUUGGUCGAAUAAUUACUCCUCCCAUUGCGCUUGUUGCCACUAUGAUUUUAGCCCUAUUUCAUUGCACGUGAACGUAUUUUUACAACGCAGGCUGAAGAUGUGUCUCGGUGCAACGCCAUUUUUCAACUCGGUUCUAGAAAUUCUCUAUGGCAUGCAAUAUUAUCAAAGGUAUGGACUGACCGUUGUGAUCAACUUAUUCAGUGUCUAUUUUUGCCCGCAGCUCAAUUUUCGCUUCUGUUCCUCUGGGCAGUGGCCAUAACAGCGCUGUUUACUGCACUGCUUCUAGCAGGCUAAAAGGUGUGUAUGCUUCUGAUGGUUGGCUGAAUAUUUGAAAUGAACGAGAAGCAUUGUUCUUUCGAAUGACGAACUUCUA